Lolium perenne is the source of this 1258-nucleotide messenger RNA. RefSeq names its product glutamyl-tRNA reductase-binding protein, chloroplastic. Lineage: Eukaryota; Viridiplantae; Streptophyta; Magnoliopsida; Poales; Poaceae. The record is from RefSeq and is a predicted model, not a curated record. Gene Ontology annotation, cellular component: chloroplast.
CUAUCCUCUAGUCUCUCUCACCCCCUCGAAAGAAAUCUCAACCUCCAAAGUAUUCCAAUUCCGCCAUGUCGUUGACAUCUCCUUCCAUCCUCUCUUCCCCGCUCCCCUCCGGCGGCGCCAUCUUCUCCAAGAAGCCGUCCCAACGGUCUUCCUCGCUCGUCGUCUCGGCAGCGAGGCGGGGAGUCCGGUUGGUGGCAGCGGCCGCGGCGGCAUCGGCCUCCGCACCGUCGGUAUCAGCGCAGCGGACUCAGCCGUCGGCGGCUGAGGUGGCGCGGACGGUGGCAGAGCUAGCGCCUUCCGGCACGCUGUCUGUCGUGGGCCCGGACGGCUGGCCGCUCGGCGUCGGCGCUCGUUUUGUUGCGGACGCCGCCGGCGCGCCCGCGCUCUGCCUAGCCGCGGCGGGGGUGACCGUGCUUGAUGCGCGGUCCAGCUUUCACGUUGAGUUUCGGCAAAGUGGAGCCAGGACACCUCAAUGUACUUUUCUUGGUGCUUUGACUAAACCUAGUCAUGAAUAUGAUUUGAAGAAGCUUUCUACAAGGUGGGAAAGGAAAUUUGGGGAGGAGAUAGAUGAGGAUAGUAUGUAUUUAAUGUCCGUAGAGCGGAUAUUGCACAUGGAAGAUUUCACCGAGGAUCGCGUGUGGGUAGCCCCAUUGGAAUACAGUGACGCAGAACCAGAUCCCCUUCGAAACUUUGCUGAAAGCAUUGUUGAGGAAAUGAACAGCAAACAUGCUGAAGAUGUUCGUAGGAUAUACAGCAUUUACGCUGAAUCAGAUUUUCAGGCGAGGGAUGUGAAGAUGAUUUGGGUAGACAAGCUGGGUUUUGACUUGCACGUUCGUUCGGAGGAAGGCAUCUUCGCUGUUCGGAUACCUUUCUCAAGGCAGGUCUCUGACGAGAAGGCAGUGAAAUCUUCAUUCAACAUGAUGUCUCAUCAUGCAUGGGAGGUGGAGAAGAGUUAUGUGGCCCCAGAGUUUGAGAAAGUACAGCUACUGAAGAAGGUCAGAUAGAUUAUCUCCGUUGCCGUAUCAUACCUCCAUGGUUGAUUUUUUGUCACUGAUAUUCUCUGCCUCUUAACAUGUACGGUGUAUCUUGUGUGUAUUUUCAUUCAUCUUUUUUUUCAUAUGUAUCAUAGAUUAGCGUCAUUAUUUAAGAAGAGAAACAAAUUUUGAUGGUAAAUGAUUGAUAUACUGUAGGCGGCUUCAUCACCAUUUUCACCUAUAUCUGUGAACUAUGAUAUGACAUUUGGCUAAAUGUUGUUCCA